Messenger RNA from Striga asiatica, 2096 nucleotides. Lineage: Eukaryota; Viridiplantae; Streptophyta; Magnoliopsida; Lamiales; Orobanchaceae. The record is from the annotation of a GenBank genome assembly.
CGCUCACAGCGGAUCAGUGCCUCCUCUUUGAUGAGUCAAAUCAUGGUAACGGGUUGGACACUGGACUACCCUCCGCUCUCUCUGCUCUUUCCGCGAUCACAGUUUCAGCGUCAGAUCUCUCUCUCUCUGCAGUCUGCAGAUCCACUCGCCUGAGCUCGAAUCAGUUGCACGCAGCAACAAUGUUGCGCUUGAGCUCCGUAUUUAUAAUACUGCCCCUGGCUGCAGCGCUGCUGCUUCUCUGCGCUCCCCGGAAUGAGGCGUCGGUGCAUGAGUACGCCGGCGAGAAGUUCGUCGGGAAAGGAAACGCCUUCAUUGUUCACGGCGGAAGCGAGGGUAUUUACUCUUCCGCACCUGUGCUCAACGAGUCGUCCCCCGGAAACUCAUUUAUUCGAUUCGAAAAGAUCACAUUCCGUAGGCCUAUGGAGUUCUCUAACUUCAGCUCGGAAUCGAUUCAUGCAGUCGUGUUCGAGGUUGAUGACCGAGAAUUAAUUGGAGGCUCGGCAUAUGGAGGUCAACGAGCUGUAUGCUGCACAUCAGAUCUCGCGAAACUCGGAGUCUGCAAGCAAGGAGAGGUCAUCCACCGCCCAUCUCCCAACAAUCCAGGAUGGCCUCAAAUAUAUGGUGCCUCAUUUGAAAUUGACGCAUUGGAGACCACCCUGCCACCAAGGUCCAUACCGAUCACUAAAACUGGAAUGUACAACCUUUACUUUAUUCACUGUGACCCUAAGCUCAAGGAGAUUUAUGUCGAGGGUAAAACCGUCUGGAAAAACCCAACAGGUUAUUUGCCUGGCCGGAUGGCUCCCUUCAUGAAAUUUUACGGGUUCAUGUCCCUUGCAUUUGUGCUGCUCGGGAUAUUCUGGUUUUCCCAGUAUGCGAGGUUCUGGAAGGAGGUUCUUCCCCUGCAGAACUGUAUUACUCUCGUGAUUACUUUGGGUAUGUUUGAGAUGGCUUUUUGGUACUUUGACUAUGCUGAGUUCAAUGAGACUGGAGUCAGGCCGACAGGGACCACUCUAUGGGCAGUCACGUUUGGGACAGUGAAACGUACUGUGUCGCGACUGAUUAUUUUAAUUGUAUCUAUGGGUUAUGGUGUGGUUAGGCCCACGUUGGGUGGUCUUACGUCGAAGGUUGUUUUGCUUGGGGGGACAUUCUUUGUCGCGUCUGAAGUUCUUGAGAUAAUUGAAAAUGUCGGUGCAGUCAGUGAUCUCUCAGGAAAGGCGAGGCUGUUUUUUGUGCUUCCAGUGGCGAUUUUGGAUGCUUUUUUCAUUCUCUGGAUAUUUACGUCCCUCUCUUCAACUUUGAACAAGCUUCAGGCUAGGAGAAUGAUUGCCAAGUUAGAUAUCUACAGGAAGUUCACAAAUGCAUUAGUCGUUGCAGUUGUCGUGUCCAUUGGCUGGAUUUGCUAUGAGCUAUAUUUCAAGUCCAAUGAUGUGUACAAUGAGCAAUGGCAGAAUGCAUGGAUAAUUCCAGCCUUUUGGCAAGUCGUGUCGUUUUCUCUCUUGUGCGUCAUUUGUGCUCUUUGGGCCCCAUCGCAGAACUCAAUGCGAUAUGCUUACUCAUCUGAGGAUGCCAGUGAAGAGUUUGACAAGGAUGAUACAUUGACACUCAUAAAACCAUCUCCAUUGGUCUCAAAGGAUGUGUGGAGUACUGAACAAAGGUCAGCCGGGAGUGGCAAUGUUGUACCCCAUACUGAUCUUGAACAAGAAAAAACGGCAUAAAGAUAAAAAUGUCGUUAAAAUUACCAGACCCAUGGCUCAGCUGGUUUUGGAAUCCCUUUGUUAUCGUUAUCUUGUAGAAAUUACUGAAGGUGGAAAGAGGAGAAAGAAAGCAUCAAGAUUGAGAAUAUGGUUGCCUUUUGGAUGGGUUAGACUUCACUUUCGUUCUCUUCCAUUGUUAGUUACUUUACCUGCCUGUCUGCUCCAUAUAUUUAUUGAUUUAAUUUUGUUACCUUUGUAUCAAUAGCCUUUACAAUAUGAUUCAGUUUUGCUUUUGUUAUUUGUUACGAGCCACUGUCAUUUGGGACUUCACCUGCGAUCGGUACCUAAUUGGUAUGACAACAAAAGUACUGGACCUUUUUUUACAUCGAAUAAGUACUACAG